Molecule: messenger RNA, 9668 nt
Organism: Zootoca vivipara (common lizard)
Lineage: Eukaryota; Metazoa; Chordata; Lepidosauria; Squamata; Lacertidae
Gene: WDTC1
Product: WD and tetratricopeptide repeats 1
Biological process (GO): negative regulation of fatty acid biosynthetic process
Cellular component (GO): cytoplasm; Cul4-RING E3 ubiquitin ligase complex
Molecular function (GO): protein binding
Source: RefSeq, a predicted model, not a curated record
GAGGAGAAAGGGGAGGGGGGCGGUGGGAGAAGGAGGUGGCGUUAGCUGGAGCCCCAGACAGCUGGAGGGGAUAAACAGAGGAGGGGGCCGCGGAGGGCUCGGGUCCCAGCCAGGCCGGGGCUGCGAAGCCUGGCGAGCGGCUCAGGCUGCCACCCAGCUACUCACCUCCCGGAGGGGCCCCUGCCCUGGCUCGGGGUUCGGGCCGUCCCCCUGCAUGGAAGUUCAGGGGCUUCGUCCACUGGCUGCUGCGGCUGCUGAGCCUGCCUUGAGGAGGCCUGACAGGUAAUUUCAAUGCCUUCUGUAUGGACACGAACUCUACUGGAAUGCUCGGAUGCACAGCAACACCUCCACUAGCUUGCUUUCGUCAGCCCUAUUGUGAGAAGAUGGCAAAAGCAAACAUUACUAGAGACCUCAUCCACAGGCAGCUCAAGGAGAAGGGUGCCCUCAGCUUUGAACGGCACUAUCAUGUCACUGACCCCUUCAUCCAGCGCCUGGGCUUGGAGGCAGAGCUGCAGGGUCAUACUGGCUGUGUCAACUGCCUUGAAUGGAAUGAAAAGGGAAAUUUGCUGGCCUCUGGCUCUGAUGACCAGCACACGAUAGUGUGGGACCCGCUGCACCAUAAGAAGCUCCUCUCCAUGCAUACAGGGCAUACAGCAAACAUAUUCUCAGUCAAGUUCUUGCCACAUGCAGAGGAUCGGAUACUUAUAACUGGGGCUGCCGAUUCCAAGGUGCAUGUCCACGACUUGACUGUUAAAGAAACCAUCCAUAUGUUUGGGGAUCACAAAAACAGAGUCAAGCGUAUUGCCACAGCUCCCAUGUGGCCCAACACCUUCUGGAGUGCAGCUGAGGAUGGGCUGAUUAGACAGUAUGACCUGCGAGAGAACAGCAAACACUCAGAGGUCCUGAUUGACCUGACGGAAUACUGUGGGCAGCUUGUGGAGGCAAAGUGUCUCACUGUCAACCCCCAGGACAACAACUACCUGGCAGUGGGAGCCAGCGGGCCGUUUGUACGGAUCUAUGAUAUACGCAUGAUCCACAAUCACAGAAAAACAAUGAAACAGAAUCCCACAGCUGGAGUCCAUACAUUUUGUGACCGGCAGAAACCCCUUCCAGAUGGUGCAGCACAGUACUAUGUAGCAGGGCAUCUUCCAGUGAAAUUGCCAGACUACAAUAACCGGCUGAGAGUUUUGGUAGCUACAUAUGUCACGUUCAGUCCUGAUGGUACAGAACUCUUGGUCAACAUGGGAGGGGAACAGGUUUACUUAUUUGAUCUGACUUACAAGCAGCGGCCAUACACUUUUCUCCUGCCAAAGAAAUGCCACUCUUCAGGAGAGGUGCAGAAUGGGAAAACAUCAACCAAUGGCGUGUCAAAUGGCAUCCAUCUCCACAGCAAUGGCUUCAGGCUGUCUGAGGGGCGAGCACACAUAAGUCCACAGGUGGAGCUGCCUCCCUAUUUGGAGAAAAUCAAGCUGCAAGCCAACGAGGCUUUUGCUUGUCAGCAAUGGACUCAAGCCAUCCAGCUUUAUAGCAAAGCUGUCCAGAAAGCCUCCAGCAAUGCCAUGCUGUACGGAAACAGAGCUGCUGCCUACAUGAAGCGCAAGUGGGAUGGGGAUCACUACGAUGCAUUGAGAGACUGCUUAAAGGCCAUCUCUCUAAAUCCAUGCCACUUGAAGGCUCACUUCCGCCUGGCUCGCUGUCUCUUUGAGCUGAAGUAUGUGGCAGAAGCACUGGAGUGUCUUGAUGAUUUCAAAGGAAAAUUCCCUGAGCAAGCACAUAGCAGUGCUUGUGAUGCACUGGACCGGGACAUCAAUGCAGCCCUUUUCUCAAAAAGUGAUAAUGCGGAAGACAAGAAAGGGAGCGGCCCUAUCUGGCUACGAGCAACGGGCCGAAAAGAUUCCAUUUCGGAUGAUGAGAUGGUGCUGAGGGAGCGCAGCUAUGACUACAAGUUCAGAUACUGCGGCCACUGCAACACCACCACAGACAUCAAAGAGGCCAACUUUUUUGGCAGCAAUGCACAGUACAUUGUCAGUGGCUCAGACGAUGGCUCCUUCUUCAUCUGGGAAAAAGAAACAACAAACCUGGUGCGGGUGUUGCAAGGCGACGAGUCCAUUGUCAACUGCCUCCAGCCCCACCCGAGUUACUGCUUCCUGGCCACCAGUGGAAUCGAUCCAGUUGUGCGGCUGUGGAAUCCCAGACCAGAGAGCGAGGCACUGAACGGGCGAGUGGUGGAAGACAUGGAAGGUGCUUCCCAAGCCAACCAGAGGCGGAUGAACGCUGACCCAUUGGAGGUGAUGCUGUUUAACAUGGGCUACCGGAUCACAGGACUGACUAGUGGUGGGACUGGAGGCUCAGAUGAUGAAGACAGCUCCGAGGGGCAAGUCCACUGCCGGACCAGCUAAAGCUGAACUGCCUCUCCUUCCCAUGAUUUUGGGGUUUUUUGUUUUUGUUUCUUUGUUUGUUUGAAGGGAAAUCUAGUUUGCUCAGUUUGAACUCUGAUGAACGACUGCACUGUUUCACACUAUGCACAGAGUAGGACACGUCAGCAGGGGCAAGAGUGGCUUUGUUAAACUGCUGCUACUAUUUCUUCCCCCCUUUUGCCCCGUUCCACUAUUGAGGAACAUGGUAACGCAGCUUGUUGAGUUUUGCCUCCCAGCAGAAUCUAGUCUGUACAGGGGUUCCUUUUCCACGUUGUCUGUGAGCAGUGUAAAACUGGUAGCCAUUCCUUCCUCCAGUGCUCCUGCAUGGCCUGGAUGGCGGGAGGCAUUGCCUACAUGAAUGCAUUUUACAGAGAGGAUGUUUAAAAACUCAAUAAAAUGUAAAACUAGGGCAGGGAUUAUGGAAUUAAGUUUAAUGCGGUGAUCUGUGUCUCUGAAGCUUGGCUUGCCUGCUCUGCUGCUAGCUAUUGGCCCAUAGUUGUGGCCUCUUUGGUGUCUCUUUCAGCCCACAGGAUAUCUGAUGAGCAUUUGCCCAGCCUCUGCAUCUAAAGCCAUGGUCGCAACCAAGUGGCUAGAGAGAACAUGGGCAGCUUAAUUCACAUGACUGGAGGUGCAAAAUAAAUGACACCAGGCAGAGAAACUGACUUCCUGGUAUUCAAUACUUUAUUUCUUCCAUGUGCAGAGAGAGAAAUGGCUGUAAUAGAGAGAGGCCCUGACACGGGGCUCCGUGACUUACCCGGUAUGUGACCUGAGCUAGUAAAAAGACCUGAUGUUGCUGCUCUUUGAGAAACUCCUGAUUCCCCACCCCCCACCCCCGGCAACUUCUCCCAAAAUGUUUUCUUUCUUGUGUGUCUAUGGUUAGGCAUGUGGUGUAUGUGGGACAUGCCUCAUCACUGCUUGAGACUGAACGCUGAAAGUGAACUGAUUCGCUGGCCCUCCACAAGGUUGUCCUUCCCCAUUUUCUUGACGUUUGUGUGACCUCCCACCUCUGCCAUGCAUAGAAGAAUCUCCAUGGGGUUUGUGAACUUCUUGGUGGAGCUGCCUAUCCUUUCUCAACCCUUGUUUCUUUUGGGCAGGAGUCUUUAAAGUGGCACAGGAUGUUGACUCCUCUUUUUUGUUAAAUGACUCCAUUUUACCUGUUUGUUUGCUUCCAGCCAUCAAAUGGAUACCACACAGUUGAUGUAACGUAGCUUUUUUUAAAAAAAUUGAUUGUGACAUAAGCCCAAGAGUCCCUGGGCAAUACACUUAACAUUUGUUCUCUCAUUUCAUUGCUAGCAUUGUUCCUUGAGGUAAGAAUGGAGGGCGGAGAGAGAAAGGUAUGCAUGACCAGGACAAAUGCUACUUUAAGGAUGGCUUUUAGGAACACAGAAUUCCUGUGUUUUGUGAAGGAUCACAUGUUUGGGAAAGCGAUCUCUGGACAUGGCACACACCUUUAUGUCUUUUGUGUCACGUCUCUGGAGCAAAUGGUGGCAGAAAUAAUGAUGGCAUAAAAUCUGUCAAUACAACUUCAAGGUGUGAUGGUGUUGAUACCGUGCCAUUGUCUUGAACCACCUCAGACCUUCUCUUCCAGGUAACUCUUCUCUGGGGUUUACACUUGGCAUUGGAAGCAAGGCAGGCAGCCAUUUGUGGGUGGGUGUUGAGGAGAAAUAUGACUGUAACAUUGCUGUCUCCAUUAAACAUCUUUGCUCUGCCUCCCCUUGAAAAUGUGUGCCCUGAAAUAAGACCUUCAAUAGCAUCCCAUGGUCUUUCUGAGUAGAAUGACAUACUGUAGUCUUGCAUCAUGUAGUGCAGCAUUCUCCAACUUGGUUCUCUCCAGAUCAGUUGAGGCACCAGAUGUUGUAGCACUACAGCUCCCAACCCCCCCCCCCGAACAACUGGUCAUGCUAGCUAGGAAUGAUGGGAGUUGUAGUCCAACAACAUCAGGGGACCCAAGGUUGAGAAAAGCUGCUCAAGGUGAUGUUGAACUCAAAUACAUAGCUGCCCCAGCCAGAAUGGCCAGUGGUCAGAAAUGGCGGUUGUUUUAAUCCAGCAACGUCUGGUGGGGCACCAGGUUUGAGAAAUCCUGUUCCUUUCAUGGUCCCCAAUAUGGGAACCAGAAAAAAACUGUUGUCUUUUGGCUCAACCCUUGAUAAAGACAAGAUGUAUGUGUAUUAUACAGAAGCAAAGUCCUUGGUUUCACAUAAUUUCUUGCCACUAAGCAAAUGGCUAUUGUACACCCUUGCAGUCCACAUACCUCUUAGGAAACUUGGGCCAGACAACAGCAACUGUAGAUUGCUCCCCUCCCCAUGUACUCAAACUGUAUUCUGUUGUCUUGGUUGGACAGCCACUUCCAAUCCAUCACUUUUUUAUAUUCACUGCACGCCACACUCUCUUUAAAAAUCAAGAGCAUUGCUGUGUUUUCAAGGAUAUUAAAAACAGAAUAUCUUCUCUGAGUUGUAGGCAAGAGUUUUCCCUUGUCGUUUUCUUAUUUUGGGAACGUUCCAGUUGUUUAAAAGUACCCCCACCCCACCCCCCCAAAAACCUGAGUUGAUUGCCUAGUAUUUAGGUCUCUGAGGGAACAUAUUUUUUCUCCUAUGCCACCCAGUUGUUUUUGCUGGCUCACCCUGCCGCCUUUUUCAUUUCAUUGGCAAUGCACUUUUUCCAGUCUGUAGGAAAUAAGGUACAAGUUUGGGUCUGCCUCCACUCUGCUCUAGAAGAACAUAUAUACAUGUAUAUGUAUAUGUAUAUGUGUAUAGAGAGAGAGAGACAGGCAGACAAGAGAGACAGAGCAGGGUGACCACUGCUUCAAAAACAUUGCAGUCUAGGGAUAGCCAACAUAGUGUCUGUCCUCCAGAUCCUGUAGACCAGUGGUCCUCAACCUUGGGAGAGGUGCACAAGCCUUUGGUGGAAUAACCCCAAUACAGUCUGUAACUUCUCACUCAUGUUCAGUGUCUUCGUCCUUGCAACAGUCAAAAGGCAUGCUAUUUCAACUUCCUUUUCAAACCUUCACAUCCAAAACUUGUGCAAAGAAAAAAGCCAUGCUGAGAUUAGAAACUCUGCAGGAAAUAGGUUCGGAAUUCCUCUCUGCAGAGCUUCCACUGUGGCAGCUUAUUUUAUUUUAUUUUGCUGCUGAGCACUGUGUUUUCCUUUCCUGCCAUGGCAUGACAGCUGAAGUAUCCCUUUCCUCUGCCAUGGAUAGAUUUUUAGUUAAUUGCUGCUUAACUUAAAAUAAAUUCAUGUGUUAAUAUUGAGCUAAUGGUUGCCCCAUAUUCUAGAGUAUUUUAUUCUGGGCUUGUAGACUAUACUUGUGAAUGAGGGGCAUCUGUGUGGAUGGAGAGAAGAAAACCGUGAUGGAGGAAGAGGUGCUUUUAAAUUCAUCUUAACCCCCUGCCUUAGUUUGUGUGCAGGGAGAGGAUGUACUCAUAUUGUUUUCCUUUCCUUUUCCUCUUUCUAAUAGAUGCCCAGAAAAAUACUAUUUUUGUAAUCAAGCACAGGGAUCUCUUCUGGUGUAUAAAUAUGAUGAAUGCAUAGAAAAAGCUUCAUUUUGGCUGCUGAGAAAACAGUUGCCCAUAUAACUUUUCAGGAAUCUGAAAUGAGAUUUCCCCCAAAGUAUAUGUCCUUGCAGAACACCAGCCUUAGUCUUUUUGGGAGGUGGGGAGGUAAUGGGGUGUUUCUGUUUCUCUGAUCCCUGGAAGACAAGGGGUUAAGCUAUUAAAAGCAUUUUUGUUCUAGUUUUCUUUUGGUGUCCUCCUUCUGUUCUUGAGACAGUUCUGACUGUGUGCCACUAGUUUGCUGCGGCAUUUGCAAAGAGUUUCAUGGUUGGUGGGUAUGCUAAGGAACACCUGAUCUUCCUCACUCAGAGGCAAGAUUUUUACGCUCCCCAGUUGCAUAACUUGUGAAGCAGCAGUUUUGCAUAAAAAUGCAGAAUUCAGUGUUGGCUACAUUUCUUAUGCAGGGAGAGAGACUUUACCAACUUCCUAAAUAAAUAAAUGAUUAGGCGAUCCUCCAAGAAUCUCUGCAUUUUUCCAGUGGGUCCAUGAAGGGAAAAGUUUAGGAAUUGCUGGUUUAGGAGAAACUCAAAUGGUAGAUGUUUGGCCCGGUACAUGGUGGUCUGCUUUAUGCCUCCUGUCAAAAGGGGUGGUAGCUGCCAUAUCUAUACUUUGGGGAGACUAUAGCAAAUUCUUUGCAGGCACAAGGGCUUGAGUCCAAUCUACUUAAAGCAGGGAUGGGGAGUUUCAGGCGUUUGGGGGCCACAUGAGGGCUUUAUGAGAUUCUCCAGAGGCCAAAGCCCCUAACUAACUUUACUCUCUGCCCUCCUUGGGUGCAUUUGCCUGGCUGGAAUGUGCCCUUGAACUCUGACCAUUCCUCUUACUUGCCUAGAGUGGGAAGGGUGUAGAAGUAUAAAAGUCAGAGUCUUACCUGCUGCCCUGCCCACUUUUUCCUCUGACUUCUCCCAUGCAGUCUCUGGAAGGUUGUCCACAAGGAAAUGUAGCCCUGUCCCUGAUCCUAAAGGAAGAGGUACCAGGUAAUUGAAAGCACACCAGUCAGAAAUCUUGGGGUGCUGCUACCAGUUAGAGUAAAUGCUAUACUAGACAGACAAAUAAUCUGACCUGGUAUAAGGUCACACCCUAUAUUCCCAUAAAUCUGUGUGUGCGCAUGGAUGCACGGAUAUUUUCUCAGGGAAUGUUUGUCGCAGUCCUAGUGGAAAAACUCAUGCCUUCUGUUUUCACUGUCCUAGAAAAAUUACAAAUCCUUAUCUAGGCCCAUCACAAUUACAUUUCUAUAGUGUGAGUAACUGGGCAAUCAAUAGUAUUGGCAUGAUCAGUCAGGGAAUGAUGCAUCAUCCUGUGUUUGACAGCGUAUCCCUGCAGUGCUCCUGGUUUUCUUGUAGAAAGAGAAAGCUCAGAAUAGCCCAAAGACUUUACAAAAUAAAGACAUCUGCUAAGAGGACAGUUUAUACCUAAAUACAGGUAGGUAGCUGUGUUGGUCUGACGUAGUCAACACAAAAUUUAAAAAAUUCCUUCCAGUAGCACCUUAAAGACCAACUAAGUUUGUCAUAGGUAUGAGCUUUUGUGUGCAUGCACACUUCUUCACUUGUACCUAGGCCAGUUGGCUACACGAGUGCACCCAAGGAUGAAGACAAAGCUGGCUGAUAUGCUGGCUUGCUUUCAGUAGAAAGAUCCCUCUCUUAGGGAUAUCCGUAAGAAAUCGUGCAUACCGAUCCUGAAACGGUUGCUUCACUAGGUACAAACUGUUCUCAAGAGAGCAAUUUAUUUUGGGAAGAUCCUAUUUAUUUGGCGCACAGGUUUGUAGACCUCCCUUCCCUUGAGGCUGCACUUACUAAUCAAAACAAGUAAGCUAUUAAGAUUUAUGAAACAUUUGCUACCUUUUGAAGCUCUGCUACAUCAGUGGGGUAAAAAUGAAUGGAGCCCGGUGCAAUCACAUUACAUAUCUGUCUUCACUCCUGCAUAAUUGCAUGGUUUUCAUUAUUAAAUGUGAAACUGGUGAAAUGGUCAUGAAUGCAUAAUGUCUAAAUGCCUUCCUGUACAGCUUGCCUCUUUGAAAGUUUAUAUGGCAAUUCAGUAGGGGCUUGUCUCAGUUAACUGUAAAGCAGGGACAGUCUUGGCUUGCUACAGGGGCCCUUUCAAUUUGAACAUGCCUAAAUUCACAUAUGGGACGCGGGUGGCACUGUAGUCUAAACCACUGAGCCUAGGGCUUGCCGAUCGGAAGGUUGGCGGUUCGAAUCCCCGUGAGGUUUCCGUGCACUACUCUGGUUUGCCAGAAGCGGCUUAGCCAUGCUGGCCACAUGACCGGGAAGCUGUAUGCCGGCUCCCUCGGUCAGUAAAGCGAGAUGAGCACCACAACUCCAGAGUCGUCCACGACUGGACCUAAUCGUCAGGGGUUCCUUUACCUUUAAAUUCACAUAUACAGUUGGGGAUGACCCUAAGAAUAUAUCUGGGGUGCUAUUAUGGGUAGCAAAUUCACAGUUUUGAUGUAUUGCCAUCUGGGAGUUUUCUGCCACAGGCUUGGGCCACCCCUACAGAGAUGUUUGUGGCUGAAAUAGGAGAUGAACCCAUCUCCCUCCAGAUUCUACCCAGGCUUUAUGGCCAUAGGUACACAUGGAUGGCUUACAGUUGCAAUCGAAAUUAUUCAGCCACCAUUGCAAAUUAGGUUUAUUGUCAAAAUUUACAGAUUUUCAGCUGUUUGCAAUGAGCAAGUCAAACCAAUGCUAUUCACAUAGCUCAACGCAAUGAAUGCUUCAAGUGGGUCCACCAAAUUCAGCUGAAAUUGCAACUUAUACUGGCUUCUCCAAGAGGAAAUGGUGGGGGGCAGUCCUCUGGGGUCUCCUAGGUUCUGCACCCACCUGGUGAACACCCCCACCCAAAAAAUAAUCUUUGAUUUCCACUUCAGCCGUUGGGUAAGGUUGAUUUGAUUUCUCUUUUCCUCCCACCUCUUUUUUUUAAAAUCAUUUUUAUUCAUUUUCCAAUAAAAACAGCCAAUUAACAUAUAGUCAUAAUCCAAUUAAAAACAACAAACUAAAAUAAACAAAAAAACAAAUUGUAAUCCCAAUUAUUAAUUAUUAUUAUUUUCCGAGCUUCCCAUAGUCUGGACCUCUUGAAGAAUCUUCCAUAUCUCGUUCCUGCCCCCUUCUUGUUGUUCUCCUAUUUUCCACAUUCCGAUUUUAACAUUCAAAGUUCUCCGUCCCUGGCUACGCAAUUCUCAGUCAUGUCCAAAGUCAUAUAUCCUUACGUCCAUCCAUUUGUAAAUAUGUAUUUUUCCAACUAUCUGUUUGCCAGUGCAGCUUUUCCUGACUCCAUUCCAAUCUUCCAAUCCAGGCUAUUUACGCAGCAACUCCCAUGUUGUUAAGUUGUUAUGUUGCUCCCAUCCAGGCUGUUGUCCAAAUCCGUCUUUUGACCUCUUGUUCCUGGUGAAGAUCUUCAUUCACCCCUUCUUCCUUGGCAGGAGGAUGUGCCAUUUUGUGGUUUGCCUCAAGUACCAAAAUGUUUUAGGCCAUCCCUGCUAAGGGCGCUGCAUUUUAAUGUGGCUUGAGCAGAGAACUCUACACAGGAUCAGAACUACAGUAUCUGCCUGCCAGUUUUAAUGAUACAGUACCAGAAUUCACAAUGGGGUGUGCUUGCCUUGGCUGACCUCAUGGUGGAGCUGUUUGUUACUUCUUAAUGCAGCUAUACUGUAGCAUAGCCUAUAGCGUAGCAUAGGGAAAUCACUUACAGACUUAAACUUCUCAAUGGAAAC